Messenger RNA from Xenia sp. Carnegie-2017, 3652 nucleotides. RefSeq lists its product as uncharacterized. NCBI's taxonomy places the organism in Eukaryota, Metazoa, Cnidaria, Anthozoa, Malacalcyonacea, Xeniidae. The coding region runs from base 17 to 3652 and encodes 1211 amino acids. Gene Ontology annotation, molecular function: protein binding. The record is from RefSeq and is a predicted model, not a curated record. The transcript is spliced from 3 exons.
AAUUUCUUGUUUGAAAAUGGCUUCACCACCUAAUAAACUGAAGAUUGAGGCGAAUGGAUCUCGUUUAAGUAAACUUUUGAUAAAUAAAGGAACCCAAGCUUUGAAAGCAACAUUGCAAUUUAGUUUUAACUUUCGAUCAUCAAGUUUGAUCAAUGAACUUAAAGAUCUUUUAACAAUGAACAAAUUGACUUUGCUUAAAAAGAGAAGGGUCAUCAGUAAAGAGCAAUGGGAGCUUCUUUACCCGUCAAAUGGCUCAUCACCUGACAUUGACAACUUUGACAUCUCAAUAUUGACUGUCUUAUUGAGAAAUAUUUGUGGUCUAACAGCGCCUUCUGGAGGAUGGGAUAGUCUUCCUUCCUCUUCAGAUACUUCAAUCUCAGCAAAUAUUGCAAGAAUAAAGUUUUAUCGAAACAAAGUGUACGGUCACAUAGCUAAAACUAGUGUAGAUGAUAGGGAGUUUGAGUACUUGUGGCAGGAAAUUUCAAAAGCAUUGGUUGGUCUGGGUAUUCAACAAACUGAAAUAGAUGAAGUAAAGAAAGCUCCCCUCAGUCCUGAUGAGGCAAACCAUAUUGAAAUAUUGAAAAACUGGUAUGAAAAAGAUCAACAAUUAAUCAAUGUUGCUGAGAAAACCAACGAAAAUGUAAAAGAAUUAAAAAAAGAGUUUGAAGCUAUGAAAAAUAAAGUAGAAGAAAUUAAAGAAAACAUGGCGACAAAAGCUGAUGUAACCAGAGUGAAAGAAAUGAUACAGGACAAAACAUGCUCAGAUCUCAAGAAGCUUGGAAAGUGUAAGUUUAAUGGUAUUAUAAAAGAUCUUAACAAGAAAUACCUUGAAGGCACUAGACAAUGGUUAUUUGAAAAACUCGACACUUGGUUUAACGAUAAAAGUGAAGAUGCUUCUAAUGUCAUGAUUUUGAUUGCCGGUCCAGGUGUUGGUAAAAGUGUGUUUGCUGCUGAGGUGUGUCGACGAUAUUCUGAAAAGAAGAAACUUGUUGCUUCUCAUUUCUGCAGAUAUAAUAGAUCAGAUUAUAGAAAUCCUCGAAUAUUGAUAGAAUCAUUGGCCAGUAGCAUGUGUGAUACAAUAUCAAAUUUUAAAAGUAAACUGAAUGAAGAAUUACAGAGAAACCAUUCCAAAGAAUCGAUCACCGAUAAAUUCCUUGUUUUAUUAAAUAAUCCAUUGCAUUCAUUGGAAGAUCAUGAACCAAUGCUUUUGGUUAUUGAUGCCUUAGAUGAAAGCCAAGUUGAUGGCAAAAGUGAAUUGUUGGAAUUGAUUGCAGAAGAGUUUGACCGACUGCCUCAAUGGAUUAAAAUCUUCAUCACCAGUCGUCCAGAACUUCCUGUUCAAAAGGAAUUGAAAGACAUGCAUCCUGUGGAAAUUACAACUCAUCCUCGUGAUGAAAACAACGAAGAAGACCUGCACAAGUAUUUGAGACAUGAGUUGAAUGAUCGGGUGCAGGAAGAUCCCCACGUUCUAUCGUCAUUAGUUGAAAAAUGUGAGGGAUCAUUUCUUUAUGCGUAUUACGCACAACAGAGCUUGAAUAAAGAAAAUAUUGAGCUUACUUACGAAAACAUUCGACAAUUGGUCCCUAGUGGGUUAAGCGGUGUUUACACAAAGCAAUUGAAAAGAGUAAAAGAAAUGUUAACGAAGAAAAGUCGCAGAAAUUCUGUUAUCUCAGAAACUACUUUCAUGCAAUUUCUUGAAUUGUUGGCUGCCUCUCGGGAGUUUUUACCAUUAACUUUACUGUUUAGCUAUUUAGGUUUUUCUGGUGACAUCAAGUUUGAAGUCCGCAGUAAAAUCAUUGAACUGUUAUCUCAAAUUUUGCCUGUUUACGAUGAUUGUUUAACCGUGUAUCACAAAUCUCUAAUUGAUUGGUUAAAAUCAGAUGGUUACGAACAGCAUGUGUUUACAGUUGAUCCAAAAAAUGGUCAUAAGUUCUUAUGGCAUGCUUGUGAGAAAGUGUUUGAACAAAUUAAGUCGAUGAACAUUUUUGAAGAUCAGAUGAACACUGCUAUGAUUAAAUAUGCUAUGAAGAAUGGAAUCUAUUAUUUGUCAAAAUGUGGCGAAAAUGUUGACUUUAGCUGGGCAGUAGAUAUCAAAGUGCUUUGUGCAAGGUUAUUGUAUGUAGUAGACAUUAAAGUGAAUACCAAUAACUUUGAAUUGUCUGAAAUCAUUACGGAACUACGAACUUUCUUGAGAAAAGAUGUACUUGAUGAAGAACUAUUUCAUUUGUUAGUUAUAAUGAGGUAUCAGUUAAUGAGGUAUAAGAAUGGUGAUAGCUUAAAUUUUUUGCAAAGUUUUGCAAACAGAAUUCAUGGCAGUAACGAAAAAAGAUUAUUGGCAAGAGAUUUAUUGAAACAAGGAAAGCUUGUUUGGUUUGAGGAUUUAGACUCGACAUAUUUAACAAACCAUCAUCAUUUGACUGUCUCCUUGCGUGCUAACGUUACAUCUCUUUGUGUGUCGUCCAAUGAAGAACUUCUUGCUGUAGGAUAUGAAAAUGGUCAAAUAUCUAUUUUUGAGCUUCCUGAAUUUACAGAAAGAUGCAUUCUUGGCACUGUACUUGAUGAUUCUAGGCUGAAAGAAUGGGACAGGGAUAACAAAUUUGAAUCCUUGUAUUACUUAUAUGACUAUUCAGACAACAUACCGUAUAUUUUCGACAAACUUGGUUUUAAACGCGGAAAUAUCUGUUGUUGCUCCUUUUCACCUACCGGAAAUAGACUGGUAACUAGUGAUGGAUCUACUGAAGUAAAGUUGUGGGACGUUAACAAUGUUCGUUUGUUAUUAUGUUUACAGUCAGAUGAUGUCGUUAAUCGUUGCUCUUUCUUAGAUUCUGGUUUGUUUAUUACAGCAGACUAUGUAAAACAUGACAAUGAACAUCCUAAAGAUGUGUUCACUGUAUGGAAUGCAAUAACUUUGCAAAGAAUCGAUCGACGCUACGUUGUUGAUUACCAAAAACUACAAUGCACCGAUAAAUAUUCAGAGCUCCUUGCUGCAGAAUCCGUCGAGGCUUCGUAUGUUUUUCAAUUCCCAAAGGCAAUCGAGUUUUUUCCCCAACCUUUACAUUUAAUGAUAAAUGUAAAGGUUGGGGAAACAUUACACCAUUAUCGUGAUUGUAUUUGUUAUCAUACAAGCCAGAAUGGAAAGCUUUCUGACAUCACUCAGUUGACAAAAUACAACGAUCAAGGAGAAAUCGAGUUUUAUUUACCAUAUGUUAAGUGUCCAUGUGUUGAUAGGACUCUUAACAAAAAGAACCAGACAUUAGAAAAGCUUGGGGAAAAAUACGUAUCAAGAUUGGAGAAUUUGUUGUUGGCAAUGAACAUCACAAACGCCGCAAGAAAGAAGGCGAUGCUCCUGCACUAUGUCGGUGAAGAAGUUAAUGAGAUAUUUGAAACUUUAGAAAUUGACGAGCCAGAUAGAGAAGAAGAUGUAUUUAAAAAAGCGGAGAAAGCGUUACGAAAUUACUUCACUCCACAGAAGAAUAUAGAAUUCGAAGUUUAUAAGUUUCGUCAAGCGAAACAACUCCCAGGAGAAAACAUAUCCGCGUACAAUACGAGAUUGAAACAAUUGGCCAAAUCCUGCGAAUUUCAUGAAGAAAGCAGAGAUAAAACCAGAUCAUACAAAAUGGUUCAUUUUCAAAUUUGCGGAGAAAAGCGUUAG